Messenger RNA from Capronia epimyces CBS 606.96, 807 nucleotides. RefSeq lists its product as uncharacterized. The record is from RefSeq and is a predicted model, not a curated record. NCBI's taxonomy places the organism in Eukaryota, Fungi, Ascomycota, Eurotiomycetes, Chaetothyriales, Herpotrichiellaceae. The transcript has a single exon. Bases 1 to 807 code for a protein of 268 amino acids.
AUGGGUCAGACAGCGUCUCAACCGGUCCCUGAUAAGUCCCUGCAAGUCAUCGGAGCCGGGCUCUCAAGGACAGGAACGACGUCCUUUGGUGUCGCUUGCUCGUACCUGCUCGACGGCCCAUGCUAUCAUGGAGGCACACAGAUGCUCAACUCGCCCGAGUCACAUAUCAAACGCUGGAUCGAAAUCAUAAGACAUACGCCGGUCAAAGAUGAGACGGAUCGAGAAGCCGUGCAUGAAGGAGUCAAGGAAAUGCUGGGUGGAUAUGUCGCUUGCACCGAUCUGCCAUCCAACGCCUUCGUGGAGGAACUGAUGGACAUCUACCCCAAUGCCAAAGUCAUCUGCACCGUCCGGGAUCCCGAUAAAUGGUGGAACAGCUUGGCUCCCAUCAUCGAGAAGGGAAACCUCACCGUUCUGUCUUGGAUUCUGGCCCCUCUGCCGACGCUGCGCAUGUUCAGGACCUACCACGAUGCCUUGGAUGAUGGCCGCGUCGGCGAACUGUACUUUCGUCCCGGCGAGCCCAAGAGACCGACCAGAGCGAUGUGGGACCGACACAUCGAGCACCUCAAGAAGGUCGUGCCCAAGGAGAAGCUGUUCUUCUACGACGUGCGUGACGGCUGGGAGCCGCUGUGCGCCAUCCUCGGCGUCCCAGUCCCCAAGGACGUCCCCUUCCCCAAGCUGAACGAUGCUCAAGCCAUGGACAAUUUCAUGAAGGCCAGCGCGCGAAGGGGGUUGAUGGCCUGGACGGUGACCUUUUUGACUGUUGCUGUUGCUGGCUUUUCUGCCGGCAAGUAUGCCAAAUGGAUAUGA